UUAACAAUCAUCAGAGGUGUUAAGCAUAAAGGAUCAUAAAAAUAACAACUGUAAGUAAAUGUCAGAUCUGGCAAUGCAAAACAACACAACAUCAAAACGACCUCGACAAAUGUUAAACCCUGAUCAUGAAAAUCAACAGAAUAAUGAAAUAAUCAGUAAGAAACGACCGAAAGUGAAACGUAACAACUCAACAUCAAGUGUCGAUUUAUGUCAGCGUAUCUCAAAAGCCAUUGAGAAUAUUCUCAUUUUAACAAAGAACGAGGAAUUUCGUAAGAGUUGCUUUCAACUUUUAGGUGUCGAGAAUAGCUCGGAUGCUGGUACAAAGAUAAAAGAGUUGGCUGAAUCGCUCAAGGGCAAGAAGCAGCAACAACAGCAGCAUAAAGGUGAUAAGAAAAGAGCUCCUUUGAAGAGAAAAAUCAAUGAAAAUCCCAACCAAACAGACGGACCACGUACUCAGAAGCAGGCAAGAGAGAAGCAAAAAAACACGAGAAUGAAACAAAAAAUCCGUGAAUGAAGUGUGGAAGUAGGACAGCAAGUAAAUUUUACUAUUCAUUCGGAUUCGUGUAGAAAGAGAGAGAAUCGAGUGAGUAAGAAAGGGACAGCAGAAAAAAAUGUGUUGGAAGUUGUUGUAAAAAAAAUUAUUUCUUUAUUCUUUUUCGUUGGAAAAAUACUACGGCAUUAUUGACAUGCGUAGAAAAUAAUAGUAAUGAGAUUCUUUGGGGAGAUUUCUUUAACUAUUUAUGGCUAUU
Molecule: messenger RNA, 749 nt
Organism: Chironomus riparius
Lineage: Eukaryota; Metazoa; Arthropoda; Insecta; Diptera; Chironomidae
Source: the annotation of a GenBank genome assembly